Molecule: messenger RNA, 2878 nt
Organism: Phanerochaete carnosa HHB-10118-sp
Lineage: Eukaryota; Fungi; Basidiomycota; Agaricomycetes; Polyporales; Phanerochaetaceae
Exons: 14
Coding region: 172-2793 (873 amino acids)
Biological process (GO): protein import into nucleus
Cellular component (GO): cytosol; nuclear envelope
Source: RefSeq, a predicted model, not a curated record
AUGCAGAUGUUCACCGAUUUCGUUCAAUCAGAACUAACAGAAGAUCAGCUGCUCCCUGUUCUCCGGCGUCUGCUUCCAAUUCUGCUGAGCAUCUUGGGUGAUCAGCACCAUUCACCUCUUACGCGCGCUAGGACAGUUGCUGUCUUUAGGCAAUGCGUAGAGUCACUCUACAUGGUCAAGGAUGCACACCCAGAACCCGUGAAAGAGGCAGCUUCGUCUGUGCUCCCUGUCUGGCUGGAUGCAUUCCGCGUGCUGCUGAACAUUGAUCCGAAGCUCGACGUGGAGAACAAGCCAAACUGGGAUGGUCUAGCUAUCAGGGUUCAGGUUGUCAAGGCCCUGGACAUCAUUCAUACUGCCUUCCCUCGUGCUCUUGCGCCGUACAUUUCAAAUUUUCUCACCGCAUCGCUCGGGCAGUUGCACGAUCUCUUCCCCACUUUCCACCAGCAUUACGUUCUUGCCACCGACGCGGUGCCCCUCUCUUCCGAAGACGAAAAGAUUGAGCUCUCACAGCUCGCAAGCUCGACCCUCGACUUCCUGGCGACUACAGCACGCGGAAAGGGCAAAGACUGGUUCAACGAAGCAAAUCUCCACCAACUCACUGAGAAUAUUUUCAACUGGACGGAGAUGACUGCUGAUGAGGAGACAGAGUGGGCAUCAGACGCCAACGCCUUCGUCGCACAAGAAUCCGAGGAGUCGACAUUUUACAGCGUGCGCGUCGCAUCCUGCGACCUGCUCGAUAUUCUUGUCGACCGCUACCCUCAGCGCGUGCUGCCUGCCAUCCAGAGGAACCUCGCCAACGUCAUUGCAAAGUCGAGCCAGGCGAACAGCACAGGCAAUGAGGAAUGGUGGCGCCCGCUCGAAGCGGCGUUCACAGCCGUCGGUGCAGUUGCUGCGACUGUGCUAGAGGUCCUCGAAGACGAGAAGACCGCUGGGCGUCAGCCGAGUUUGGACUUGAACCACCUACUUGUUAGCGUCGUGCCGGGCAUUCUAACGCAGUCGCAGUAUUCCUUCAUGCAGGGACGUGCAUUCGUCCUCGCGAGUCAGUUCUCAUCUGUCCUUCCCGAUUCUGUCGCGGGACAAUACAUUGACGCUGUCAUCUCCGUUCUUGAGGCCAAGGAGGUUAGCAUCCCCGUCAAAGUCUCUGCUAUCCGGGCAGUCCAAGGGUUCUGCAAAAACUGCUCUGACUCCGAGGUCUUCCCACGUGCGCCGAGGAUCUGUAGGAGCAUCGAGGGCUUCAUUCCUAUAACCUCUUCGGACACGCUUACGCUUGUGCUUGAUGCACUUUCUGCGCUGCUGCUUGUUCACAAGGGCGCAUGGCUUACCGUGGAACUCGCAGAGACAGUCGUGCCCGCAAUACUGAAUGUCUGGGGUAAGGGCGUACAGGACCCACAUCUCAUGGCGAUCACCUCGGCACUGCUUACCCGCCUCGCCUCCGUCCCUACUCCUGGUGUAUACGCUACCGUUGUUCGGCAGACGCUCGCACCGUUGUGCACCGCGCUCGCCAAUGCCGCGACUGAGGGCCAAGAGCGCUUCCUGGCGAGUGCAGCGCUCGAGCAGCUGUGCGGUCUGCUGCAGGGUGCUCCCACAGAGGGUGGCGUCGGCGAAGGUUUCGUCGCCCAGCUUGGCCCUGUGCUCUUCACCAAAAUCAGGCAGGUACAGGAUCGGGAUGCCAUCCAGUACGCAAUCACGGCUCUGACGCUGCUUGUGCGCAAGGAUACGCCACAGAUCGUGGCAUGGCAGGACCGCGCGGGCAAGACGGGACUCGACCAUAUUCUCGAACUCAUCGCGUGGCAAUUGCAGUCAUCUGACGAGUCUGGCAGCCUGUUCAUCGGCGACCUCAUCAUUCAUCUAAUGCGCCGUGCGGGCGAUGCGAUUGUACGCAUUCUUCCCGAGCUCCUUGAGGCGAUGGUGCGCCGCAUGGCCACAGUGAAGACGGCAACAUUCGUGCAGAGUCUGGUUAUCCCUUUCGCGUACCUUAUCCAUACUGGCCACCGCGAUACCGUUCUUAACCUCUUGCAAGGCAUCGCGGUCCCAGUUUCUGGGGUAAACAAGUCUGGUCUCGAAGUGCUUCUGCUGACCUGGACGGAGAACGCAGAGACAAUUCAAGGUCUUUGGGCAAGCCGCGUCAGCACACUUGCGCUUAUGGACCUCUUCGUUGCGUCUUUCAUGGAGAGCGGUGAGCGCUUGCGGAAUGUCACGGUAAAGGGCGAGCUCAUCGUGCGUGCCGAGACAAGGAAUGUGAUCAUGACCCGCUCGCGCACGAAACAAAUGCCUACUGAGUUCACUUCCGUGCCUUUCCCAAUCAAGGCUCUCAAGCUCGUCCUCGCUGAACUGGAGUCCGACGGGGAGCCAGCGUCGCUCGGCUACGGCGGCAUUGGCCAGCACGAUGUCGACCGCGAUCUCGAAAGUGAUGAUGGUGACGACGACUGGUCCGACGCCGAAGACGUCCCCGCACGUCUCGAGCCUGCUGGUGCGCUCAACACGGGCGAGAUAGCAUACGUCAAGGAGAUGCUCGGUGGACAGGAAGUCUCACAGGAAGUAUUUGCUGCUCUCAGCGGUGGACCCGGUAUCACUGCUGGAAUGCCGAGCUUCGCGGACUUCGAUGAUGGUACUUACUACGAGGGCGAUGAUGAGGAUCUGAUGAAGGAUCCUAUCAUCCAGGUCAAUAUGCAGGCGCAUGUUGUGGCCUUCCUCCGCGAUGCGGCAUCCCGUAACUCUCCUGAAUUCGCUGCCGUCGUGAACCAGCUCAAGCCGGAGGAGGUUGAGGUGGUCAAGAACGCAGUCGGUGCAUAAUGGAAUAGUAAACUUUUGGCCCAGUGUAUUUAACUAGUCGUGACGAGAUGAUCACGGUUAUCUGUGAAUGAAAGCGGGAUAUACC